Messenger RNA from Cladocopium goreaui, 1874 nucleotides. Lineage: Eukaryota; Dinophyceae; Suessiales; Symbiodiniaceae. The record is from the annotation of a GenBank genome assembly.
UGGCCGGUAUGGACCUUCGAGACCUCUACAUGGAUAUGGGGGACCAGGAGAUGCUCAAGGAGUUCAUGGCAGGUGCAACUGACAUUGAUCCCAUUGACGCUGUGCCUGCAGAACAGUACGAGGUUCUGGUCAAGAGAUUGCAAAAGGACGAAGAACUCAUACGACAGCUGAAGCAUAUCGUCAAGGCACAACACGGCAAGAUCGAGGAGUUCAGGGAGAUGUUGGAGGCUACGAGCGUGGCUAAGAGUCCCUUAAUCGCAGCUUAUGAAGCGGAGGACUUCAAGAAGGCACUGGAAAAGAAUCAAGAGCUGCAGCUCAAAGUUAGCCACCUCCAGGCUGAACUUGGAAAGGUGAAGGCAGAGAACAGUUCGUUACGGAAGGUGAAUCGAAGGAUGAAGGGGCUCUUGUACAAUGAUCCUGCGUGUCCACGAAGUCCACUCCAAGUUCCCGCAUUGCAUGAAAUGCCAGCUCUUGCCUCGACAGCUCCCGAAGCGUUUGGAUUCAGCUUUCCAAGAAGCCCUGGGGGUGUGCAAUCUGGAAGGAACGAGAUGCUGGGAAGGAUGCCUCUAACUCCAUUGACCUGCAGAGGGCGGUUCAACUCAGACAGAGGAUUUGACGACAGAGACCGCUCAUCUUCUCGAAGUCCACCUAGAAGGCAAGAUGAAGAGGCCGCAAGAAGACAUCCGCCCUUCUCUCGCGUGUCGACCAUUAUCAACUCCAUGAAUUUGCUUUGGCGCGACUUAGAAUCAGCUCUGAGUUGUCUAAGGGCCAUGGCUGAUGUCUCUGCUCGCUUGUUGGCAGACCGAAAGACAUCGAACAUCACUAUAUUCAUUGUCGAUCCGUGGCUGCGAAAAGCCGUUACUGUUGGGCACUCCAAGACAGAGCAGCUCACCAUUUUUUACCUGGGACAAGGAAAGACCGAGUUGCAGGCCCUCGUUCGUUUAGAAGAGAGCAAGGUUUGUCCGCCUGCAUUCACAGAUUUGCAGGCUCUGCCUUUUCGAUCCAAAACUUGUGCAGCUUUGCCUGUUCUCACCCCGAACCGCUCCAGAGUUUGGGCGGUUUUACAAGUCAUGCUCGAGGACACAAAGAUGGCUGAAUCUGAGGCCAACUUUGUUCCACGAAUUCUGCAAGACGCAGGUGUUUCACAGGAGAUCAAUCUUCCAAGCCAAUGCUUCACUGAUUUACAAGUAAACUAUUUGCAACUUUUGUGCAGCUUCAUGGGUGGGGUGUUAUUACACAUCGAACGCCUAGACAACAGAGCAAAAAUCGUGGACCGCACCAAAUCCAUCAUGGAAGGUGCCAUUGAUGUCAACAAGGCAAAGACCCUUGCAGAUUUCGAGCAACGUGUGAAGCAUUUGUUUUCUAGUUUUUUCAGCGUCAGCACAAUCCGGGUGCUAUUUUUCGACCCCGACAACAGGAGCCUUUUGAUCUCAUCUUCGCAAAUGCGCAAGAAGGGCACAACCUCAAUCAACAUGACAAAGGGAAUCUUGGGCCAGUGCGCUCACAAGCAGCAGGUGAUCAACAUACCGGACAUCCACCAGAAUCCAUUCGUAGAUCCGAUCGCUGAUGGCCUCCAACGCAACGGACGACCCGUUGGCAAGCAUGCCGCCAUGUUGGUUGGGCCCAUGCUGGUUGAAUCAUCUGAGAGAUCUGGUCAAGAGUUGCUUGGUGUUGUCCAAUUACUGGAGAAGAAACGCCGAGCAGCUGACGGUUCAACACAGCCGAGUGAGUUUCUUCCUGAUGAGCAGCACCUUUUUAACCAGCUGUUGACUGUUUGUUCACAUGCUGGUUCUCGCACAAUCAAAGUGCAGCAGCUUUCAGCUCAGCUUGCGGGCACUCCGUGCAACGUUCAGGCUUUACUUUUCGGAUAAAAA